AUGAGGUUCAUCCUGCCCUUGAGUUUGAUUGCAACCACUCUCGCCAUUGCUCCUGUCCGCUUUGACAGGGGAAAGGUGUUUCGUGUAAAACCUCAGGAUGAAAAACAAGUGAACGUCAUAAAGAACUUGGCCAAAACCAGCAAGCUUGACUUCUGGUAUCCAGAUGCCACUCACCAUGUAACUGCUAACAUGACGGUGGAUUUCUUUGUGAGUGAAAAGAACUCCCAAUCCAUCCAGUCUGCCUUGGAACAAAAUCAAAUGCACUAUGAAAUCUUGAUUCAUGAUCUGCAAGAAGAGAUUGAGAAACAGUUUGAUGUUAAAGAAGAUAUCCCAGGCAGGCACAGCUAUACAAAAUAUAAUAACUGGGACAAGAUUGUUGCUUGGACUGAAAAAAUGAUGAAUAAGCGCCCUGAAAUGGUAUCUCGUAUUAAAAUUGGAACGACUGUUGAAGAUAAUCCACUAUAUGUUCUCAAGGUUGGGAAACAGAACGAAGAAAAGAAGUCUAUUUUUAUGGACUGUGGCAUCCAUGCACGAGAAUGGGUCUCCCCAGCAUUCUGCCAGUGGUUUGUCUAUCAGGCAACUAAAAGUUAUGGAAAAAACAAAAUUAUGACCAAACUCCUGGACCGAAUGACUUUUUAUGUCCUUCCUGUUUUCAACGUUGAUGGAUACAUUUGGUCAUGGACACAGAACCGCAUGUGGAGAAAAAAUCGUUCUAAGAACAAAAACUCCAGAUGCAUCGGAACUGACCUCAACAGGAAUUUUAAUGCUUCAUGGAACUCAUUUCCUGGAAACAAUAACCCAUGUGGAGAUACCUAUCAAGGUGCUGCCCCAGAGUCCGAGAAAGAGACCAAAGCUGUCGCUGACUUCAUUCGAAGCCACCUGAACUCAAUCAAGGCCUACAUCACCUUCCACGCCUAUUCCCAGAUGCUAAUGUUUCCUUAUGGAUAUACUUCAAAACUGGCACCUAACCACAAGGACCUUGCCAAAGUUGCAAAGAUUGGCACUGAGGCACUAGCAACUCGAUAUGAAACCCAGUACAUCUAUGGCCCAAUAGCAUCAACAAUUUACCCGACAACAGGAUCUUCUUUAGACUGGGCAUACGAUCUGGGCAUCAAACAUACAUUUGCCUUUGAGCUCCGAGAUAAAGGCAGAUUUGGUUUUCUCCUUCCAGAGUCUCGGAUAAAGUCAACCUGUAAAGAGACCAUGCUAGCUGUCAAAUUUAUUGCCAAGUAUAUCCUCAAGCAUACUUCAUAA
This is a messenger RNA of Orycteropus afer afer, 1254 nucleotides long. RefSeq names its product carboxypeptidase A3 (gene CPA3). The transcript has 11 exons. The record is from RefSeq and is a predicted model, not a curated record. Lineage: Eukaryota; Metazoa; Chordata; Mammalia; Tubulidentata; Orycteropodidae. Gene Ontology annotation, molecular function: metallocarboxypeptidase activity; zinc ion binding. The coding region runs from base 1 to 1254 and encodes 417 amino acids. Gene Ontology annotation, biological process: proteolysis.